Messenger RNA from Exaiptasia diaphana, 2418 nucleotides. Its product is annotated as synaptotagmin-7. The transcript is spliced from 4 exons. Gene Ontology annotation, molecular function: calcium-dependent phospholipid binding; calcium ion binding; clathrin binding. NCBI's taxonomy places the organism in Eukaryota, Metazoa, Cnidaria, Anthozoa, Actiniaria, Aiptasiidae. The record is from RefSeq and is a predicted model, not a curated record. Gene Ontology annotation, cellular component: membrane; synapse; axon. Bases 167 to 1486 code for a protein of 439 amino acids. Gene Ontology annotation, biological process: regulation of dopamine secretion; calcium-ion regulated exocytosis; cellular response to calcium ion.
CAAUCAAACCCACAGUACAAACAAACGUUAAUUAUGCGGAAUUUAAAAGCUGAAAUGAACAUGAUCAAAGGGUUGUUUAGCAAGCGCAAGUAAUWGAACAAGWGAUCAAGACAGACACUAAAACCACGACGAUGAAAGCUUCGAAAGGAAGUGACCUGAAAAUAAGAUGAUAUUUGGUGCUCUAGACCCAAGAAUCUUGAACCAAAGGGAACAUGAUUAUUCCACCAAAUUAGCUCCAAUAUUUGCCAGUGUGGUAUCUCUCUGUACAAUUGUUGUCAUUUGUUCUUGGUGUUACAAGUGCUGGAAAAAUAGYGAYGAAAAAGAUGRUGAUGRGCUCAGCUCAAGCUCUGAAUCUCUGACUGGUUACAAGCCCCUGGAUCCCCGUCCUAGGGUGUCUUCAUUACCAGUCAAGACCAGACCRUUUAAGCAGCAAAGAAGUACAAAAUAYCGCAGYACAACACGAAAGUACCAUCCUACACCAACCAGUCCUCCAGGCUCAAGCCCAGAAGCAAUACACCCUAACCGCUCRUCACCUCAUUUUGGCCGCAAGACAAUCAAGUUUAAACAACCACCAAUUCAUAAAUAUGAAAUCCAAACACCUCAACCUAAUAUCACAGAUAUUGAACUUCCAGACGCACCCCCUCCCCCAAGGGACAGCAACUCAGAUGAUGAACUAGGAUGCUUAUUUUUCUCAUUAAAUUACGACUCAAAUAAAAUGGUUUUAACAUUGAGAAUUCAGAAGGCAGUUGGACUUCCUGCCAAAGACUUGAGUGGRACKAGUGAUCCGUUUGUGAAAAUUUUACUUCUACCUGACAAAAARCACAAACURGAGACUCGUAUAAAGAGAAAGAAUCUCAACCCUGUGUGGAAUGAGAUCUUCACAUUCGARGGAUUCCCUCACAACAAAUUGAUGGGAMGGACACUCUAUUUACAGGUGUUAGACUACGAUAGAUUUUCUAGGAAUGAUCCAAUUGGUGAAGUAGAGAUUCCAUUAGAGAACAUUGAGCUUGGUCCAAUGAUUGUUAAUUAUGCCAAGAAUUUACAACCAUGCAAAGGUCUUCAAACUCCAUUAGGUGAUCUACUGAUAUCCCUGAUGUAUCAACCUACWGCUAACCGGAUUAUAGUAGUCGUGAUGAAAGCCAAUCAAAUUAAAGCCAUGGACAUUAUUGGUUCUUCAGAUCCAUACAUCAAGAUAUAUGUUCUACACAAAGACCGACGUAUUGACAAGAAGAAAACAACAAUAAAAAAGAGAACGACAAACCCAGUAUGGAAUGAAUCAUUCAUCAUUGAUGUACCACUUGACAAGAUACGUGAUAUGACAUUUGUGUUUAAUGUAAUGGACUAUGAUCGCAUCACUCGCAAUGAGCUGAUUGGUCAAGUAAUCCUUGGUUAUCGUACAACRGGGAGUUCAUUGAAACACUGGACUGAAAUGAUGAAUAAUCCAAGGAAACCCAUUGCACAGUGGCAUAAACUACAAAUUUACUAAAAACUAAAUAAUGAAAGGRAACAUCUAUGGUAUUACUAAMUUAAAACUUUUGUUUUGUAAGAGGGUUAUACUAAAAUGUGCCAAUUAAAAAGGGGAUGUUUGGAAAUAGGCAAAUACUUGUAUUAUAACUGUCAAAGGUGAAAUGGCCCAACAGAAACAAAAGAAAACUACCAUAUAAUAGUAAUUAACAAUAUGUGAAAUAGAGUGGUUCUCAUUAACCCGUGAAACAAAGUGUAAUAGUCAAAGUGUAAUAGCCAAGAAAUAUAAUAGCAAACAAAAGAGACAAAGUGUAAUAAAGUGUAAUACGCUAAAGUGUAUUUCACAGGUUAAUGAGAACCACUCUAUGAACUACUAUGUUUCAUAGUAUAUAAUACUCAUAUUUCAACAAAAGAAAACAAUGAAAUGAGGGUCUACUAGAAUCUAUUAACCUAUGCUCUUUCAUUGUGCAAUGAAAAUUAUUCAAAUUUCUAUUUAAUAUCAAUUACUAAACAACAAUUAUUAUUGACUAAUAAAGGGUAUUAGCAUAUGAUUUCUAUUUUAAUAAUACCCCACUUUAGCCUAUAACACACAUUCUUCUCAGUUUUCCAAAUUAAAAUCGAAGGCAGCCAUUGAUAUUCUAUUGAGAAAGUGACAAGGAUCUGGGGGGCAAGAAUGACUCUAGCAUGUACCUAGCAAUACUUUGUUAAUUAGGUAUGUUUCUGAGUUGAAUAGGAUAAGAUUUAAGGUUGAUUAAUAUGAUCACUUCACAACUAACAGUAUAAUCUUGAAGCAAGAACAGGACGGUGAUUAUUUAUUUCAUGUGUGGUGUGCCCAAAAAUAAAUGCAGAUUUAUAAUUGAAUUGCACAUUUAGUCAAAUAAUUAGUUAGUUUUCCAAACAAAUUAACAUUACAUGUGAAAUUAAUAAUAAAAUAAAGAAAGUAUAAUACUUGUG